CGCCAGCACCUGUUAUUUGCUUUACUGCGGAGGAAGAUGGGUCCGGUUCUGGUGGUAUUGGUGUUGAUGUUGGGGGCGGCGGAGGUGGUGACGCCCUGCAUGCCGGGCGACCUCUGUCCCGUGCCCAAAGAUGACCCCGGGGUAGUGAACGCGAUCCGGGUGGCGGAGGAUGACUUCAACAGCAGAUCCAGCGACUUGUUUCACACUGCGGUGUCGAAAGUGAUAUCGGCCCAGACACAGGUGGUGUGGGUGUUCACGUACCAUCUCACCCUGGAGCUGAGAACCACCGUCUGCAAGAAGAGUUCUGUUUCCCGGAACUGCCCGUUCCACGAGGAUCCUCUGUAUGCCAAGACAAUGAACUGUAGAUUUAUGGUCUGGGACCAUACGGCGCUCGCUCCCAUGCACGUGACUGAAUCUUCUUGCACCAGGACGGCCAAGUGACCGGUCUGCAGGACCCCGGCGGCACACAGCGUGGCGCGCACCGCUCAGCUAAAGCAAUAAUUCUGAUGACCAAGUCAAAUGGAUACGAAUACAGCACUUUACCACGGCCCGGGGCGCCUCGUAAUGCAAUCUCUACAACGCAUACAGACAAACGCGCGAGUGUAUACACUCGCUCAGUAAUAUACAUUCCCCAGGCUACUAUCUCUCUCUCUCUCUUUCACACGCCAUCUUUGAGUUGGAACCCUUGAAAGAUGGCUCGUCAUAGACAUCGAGGGGCCAAAUAACCCGCUCCUGUGCCAGACCGCUGUACGUUCUGUGCUCAGUAGUAUUUGGGCUCCAACUCGCGGGCUGGCCAGUUAUUACCAUAAUUGUAUACUGUAAUUAAUCUGCAAAUGUAUAUUUUUA
This is a messenger RNA of Mobula hypostoma (lesser devil ray), 846 nucleotides long. RefSeq names its product cystatin-like. The record is from RefSeq and is a predicted model, not a curated record. Gene Ontology annotation, cellular component: cytoplasm; vesicle. Lineage: Eukaryota; Metazoa; Chordata; Chondrichthyes; Myliobatiformes; Myliobatidae. Gene Ontology annotation, molecular function: cysteine-type endopeptidase inhibitor activity. The coding region runs from base 37 to 441 and encodes 134 amino acids. The transcript has 3 exons.